This is a messenger RNA of Cydia strobilella, 5155 nucleotides long. Its product is annotated as rab-like protein 6. The coding region runs from base 203 to 1897 and encodes 564 amino acids. Lineage: Eukaryota; Metazoa; Arthropoda; Insecta; Lepidoptera; Tortricidae. The transcript is spliced from 11 exons. Gene Ontology annotation, cellular component: cytosol; nucleus. The record is from RefSeq and is a predicted model, not a curated record. Gene Ontology annotation, molecular function: GTP binding; GTPase activity.
CUGCCUCUUUUAUUAAUUCACAAUAAUAAACGUUUCUAAAAUGAGCCAUAUAAUUUAUUUUAAUUGAUGAACUAGUUUAUAGUGUAUACAACUAGUUUGGAUUUACAAAAGAUUAGUCUUGUUAAUAGCGUUUAUUAAUUUGGUAGCGUUUAUUUAUUUAAUAUUAGGCAUACAUUCUCAGUGUAAGUUAGAAAGUUUUAACAUGUUCUCUGCCCUUAAGAAAUUAGCAAAAGGCAACGAUGAACGCUGCACUGCUCCAGUACCCAUGUCCUAUUCUUUACAAAAGAAGUUUUCGCGUGGUGUUCACUUUAACAUGAAAAUAUUGAUUAAAGGAGAUCGAAAUGUGGGCAAGUCUUGUCUGCUGCAAAGAUUGCAAGGUGGACCUUUUAUAGAAGAAUAUGUUCCUACUGACCAAAUUCAGGUGGCUCCCAUACACUGGACCUAUAAAAAUACUGAUCACAUUGUAAAAGUUGAAGUGUGGGAAGUAGUAGAUAAAGGUAGAACUAAGAAGAAAUCUCCUCUAGGCCUGAAAUUAGAGAACCAAGCUUCGGUAGCCCAGGAUGAAGGUUAUGAUACACCAGUACUGGAUGCAACAUUUCUUGAUGUGUACAAGAAUGCAACUGGUGUUAUACUGAUGCUUGAUAUCACCAAACCUUGGACAUUCGAAUAUGUGGUGAAGGAGUUGUCGCGGGUGCCCGCCGACCUGCCCGUGGUGGUGCUCGGAAACCACUGCGACAUGCAGCACCACCGCCAGGUGCACCCACACCAUAUCGAGCAGGCGCUCGAGCACGCUAAGCUGAACAGGACGGCGGCAGUGCGGUACGCGGAGUCCUCCAUGAGGAACGGCUUCGGGCUGCGCUUGCUGCACAAGUUCCUGAGCGUGCCGUUCCUGCGCUUGCAGCGGACCAGCCUGCUCGAGCAGCUGCAGAGGAACCAGAAGGAAGUGGAGGAGACGGAGAAGGAGCUGGAUGACUUCCAAAAUUCGGAGGAGUCCCACUACAAUCUAUUUCUGGACCGGCUCGCCAACAAGCGUCGUCAGAGCCAGGGCGCGCCCGAGCCGCGACCGAGCAACGAACGCUCGCCGAGUAUCGUGCUGGGCGCCGGCAAGCCCAUCGUGCCGCCCGCCGUCAACCCGCUGUUGGCGCAGUCACUGAACCCAUUGGGCAUCAAAGCACAGCACGGGCCGCCGUCGCAAAGCCAGUACGUGAAUCCGGAGCUGAUGAAAACGCGGCCAACUGUCAGCAUGGACUAUAGGCCGUCGAGACUUAACCUCCCAGACAGCGAGCAGAGCACACCCUCAGGUGCCAAGUCCCCGUCGGGUACCCUGGACGAGUUCUACGCGGGCGCGCUGGAUAGCAGCUUCCUGGAUGAUCUCGCGCCUGCGUCCAAUCAGGAACUCACCUAUGAAAGCAACAGUGAUGAUGAAACGACGAACCCAAAGGUGACCAUCGAACAAGACGACGUGGACAUUGACUACGCCGCGAUGAUCCAAGACCUAGCCUCAGACUCAGAGCAGGUGAAGCCCUUGCCCGAGCCCCUGGAAGACCGGUUCACCCAACUGAACGUGAAGGAGUAUUCGCCGCCCGAAGGUGACGUGCAGUCCAUCGAGAAUGAGUUCCCGCUUUGGGCCGGUGAUGCCAGCGCGAGGCGGUCCCCGGAAGGAGGGGAAGAUCCCGACGUCGGUAAAGAAACUGAGGUCAAGACUGAGAAAAAACACAAAAAGAAGAAGUCUAAGGACAAAGACAAAGGCGACUACUCUGAGAAAUCGGAGAAGAAAGAGAGAAAGAAGCACAAAAAAUCUAAGAGCGAAAAGAAGACAGUAAAUCCACAGGCGGCUCUACUGGAUCCUACACCGGUCGACGGCUUCUACGACGAUGUUGAGUACGACUCUCUAUGAGUUAAACAUUCACUGUGAUUUUUGCUUUACACUUGUUAGGAGAGUUUGUUACAACGAACAACGGUGGCAUAUUGAGAUAAAAUGUGCGCAUAAAUUGAAGAAACAUCUAUUGCAUCUGUAGAAGCUUUCUACAUAAUUAUAGUAUGAAUUUUCUCAAAUGAUUUUAAACCCUAGUUUCUGUUAAACAAAAGCCUUUGUUUCUUUUGUUCAGCGGUUACCAAUUCUACCGCUACUGACUGAACGGGAACAAACUUGUUUAAAAAGAAAAUUUACCGUCCUAUUUAUAUGGUUCAAAUUUAUGUAACAGCUCAUUCUGAGGCCACACACAGGCAACCGAUCGUCCUUCAUUACCUAAACUGGUUAUCUCAGAAUGAGCUGUUACAAACCUUUAUCUACGCACAUAUCGUUAGUGCUCUAAAAUGCGUUCAGAACCCGUAGGAAAUUUUAUAGAUUUUUGUGUGGGUCUAAGUGGGUCCCUAUUCUAGUAUCCAUAGAUAUUAAAACAGUAUCGAAACGAAACGUCAAUUCAGUAUGCUUUUUUAAUUAAAACCGCACGACAUUUGAUCCCGAGUGACAUGAGAAUUGGGACUUCAUUCGUUUGACUAUAAUUAAAAUAAAAUAAACUUUUUAUUGCAUUAUUUUAAUAUCUAUAGUCCUUAGAUAAUUUACAGGUAGCACUAGUAGCAAUGCAGGUCAUUUCUCUACGGCUUCUGAACCCAUCUUAGAGUACUUAUGAUAUGUGUGUAGAUAAAGUAGUGUAUGCAACUGUACAUAAUUAGGCCUUAAAACACUCGUGUGAUUCUAUUAUGAAACUCGCUGACGCUUGUUUCAUAAAACCACACUUGUGUUUUAAGGCCUCUCAUUAUGUAUCAGUUGCAUAAACUACUAUAAUACUAUCAUGAUAGUUGUUUUUUAACGUCAUGGUUGCUUUGGCACGCGACUAAGGCGCGUUUCCAUAAAAGAAACAAAGGCUUUUGUUUAACGGAUUUGGGUCUGAGGCCUAAAAAUCAUUUGAGAAAAUUCAUACUAUAUGGAUUAUGGAGUCUUUCCGAAGUGCACAACUUUGUCUAAGGUUGUCAAAAGUUGAUGUUUGACAGUCAAUCUACCACCGAAAAUAUGGCGCCGUACAGCGCCACCCACUAUAACUAUCGAGCUCGGAUAGUGGAUAUUUUCUUAGACUAUCUCUUUUAUAAGGUUUAACUCUUUGCUGAUGAGUAAUAUUCACCAAGAGCAAUGCAGGAAAUCAUUGGAAAUGAUGGACAACACGUGCAUACGAGUCAUCGACAUUGUUGGAAUUGCGACAAUUCCUAUUAAUAUAAUAUGAAUUAUAAAAUCUUUAUUUAUGAUUCGUAAUUAUAUUACUAUUUAUAGCGUGAGCUCAGCUUACAACCUAAAAUAUUGUUUUGAUAUCUUCAUUUGAACUCAAAUAAGUAACUUAUGUAGUUGGUUACUGUACUUAAUGCAACAUUCAUCGACAGUUCUAGGUUAUUAUCAAUGACUGUUGUCGCAGAAAGCAAACCGGGACUGGAACCUCAGGUGGCGUGAGUUUUCUCUGUCAAAAAUGUAGGAGGUCGUGCCGCUCACGCAUCGGCCUCCACAGUCACCAAACCCGCUGUCUAAACAGCAAUGCAUAAAUCGUCUGCAAUAGACGCAAAGACCCGUGAUGAUGAAGUACAGUACCAGUGAAUAUUGCAUCAUAAUUAUUUAUAUGAUUUAUACGAGUAAUACACGUUUUUGAACUCUGAUCGAAUCUUAGUAUAGAACCACAUAAAUGAUGACGCUGUCUAUAAUGUCUACAAGUACUAUACAUGGUGUUUUUUUAAUUACCGGCAAUAUUUUGUGCGAUGUGAAUGGUCAUACUGAGCAACUUUUACUAUGGGACCAACCCCGAAAUCGCGUAGUAGAAGUUGCUCAAUAUGACCUGUAUAUUCAUCUCGCAAAAUAUUGCCAGUAAUAAAAAAAACCGGUUAAAUGCGAGUCGGACUCGCGUUUCAAGGGUUCCGUACAUUACACAAGUUUCAACGAUGUUUUAUUUUUGUACCUACGUAAAACUUCUUGAAAAACCCGAAUGGGUCGGAUCAAAAACCAGAUGUAACGGAAAGUAUUAUGGUGCGGUGGCUUAUAUCUCUGCAACUAUAUUAGCUAUAUGCAGUUUUGAUAUUGAUGUUUAGGAAAGAAGCCAUUACUUGGAAUUGAAUGAACCGCUGACAGAGAUGGCGCUCAUUUUGCGCUAGAAACGACGCAUUCGGAGCUAAAAUAACCCUUAUGCGCGGUAUUUACUUAGUGAUCUCUUUAGUCCAUGGAUGUAUUUAGAAAAAAGUGAUAUCAUUUCAUAGAUCUUACUUAAUUACGAGUAAUACAAUAAUUUAAUAGGUGGGAUUAUAAUGUUGUAAAAAAAAAUUUUAGGAGUUUCAUAGAUAUUUUACGACUGAUCUUGUUUAUAUACAAAACUAAGUAAACUGUUAAUAUGCAAAGUAAAGUAACUCGGAUAGCAAGAUCAAAUACCUACCCCAAAGCCCAAAUGCGAAGGCCGAGCUCCACGUAAGGUCGAAAGCUCGGAGCGUCCGAAGGGUGCAGGCUUCCCGUUACUUCCUCAAGUAUUUUAAUAGCGAAGGCCCAACAGAGAGAGUUUUGCAGGAAUGUAGUACUCAAACACGGAACAAUAGUACAAGUAGCAUUGCGGAUGUGUGCCAGAUACAGCCUAGUUGCAUAUAUUUCCUUCAGUCCGGCUCACGUUCGAACCCAAAGGCGCGCCUCUCUCGGGCGCUUCUGGCCUUCGCAAUUAAGAUACUUUGACCAUUAUUCUGUGUUUAAGCAAUAAUCUCCCGCAGCUCACGUGUGCCUCUACUGGCCUUCGGCCUUCACAUUUAAGAUACUCGUUAUCGUGGAGUUUUAGGAAGCAUGCACAGGUCGGACGCUCCGGGCCUUCAGCUCUACGCGGGGCUCGGCCUUCAGUCAUCUAAUUCAGACACUUGUAGGUAGAGAAUUGUUCUUUGUCUGAGCACUAACUUCCCAACGCUCGACCUUCGGCCGCAGCUGUGGGUAGGCACGCCUCUUCAGGACGUUUCGGGGCUUCGGCCCUACGGUCUACACCACGUUUCACGUAAACCAAAUUGCGGCUGUGUCCUUAAAACAGCCUAACUGCAUUUUUGUUUUUAAAUCCGACUCACGCUUGACUGUAGAUUUCUAAUAGGUUUGCCUGUCAUCUUUAGGUUAAGAACUACUUUGUAUUUUUUCAAAAUUUUAGGCCUAGUAGUU